UUGCUCUGUAAACUUGGCACUGCAGCAAGCUGAUGACACAUCUCCCGUAGCAAAGCAUAAGCGGCGUCAUUCUAUCCUUCUUUUGGGCAGGCAAGUAACAGCAGGUAGGAGUGGUGCUGGUGUGCAGUUAUACUGACAGGGGUGUUUGCGUUACAGGGCCAUUACACAGCCAGGACCGUAACAAAGCAAUAAAUAGCAAUGAUCCUGCUACAAAAGAAAAGCAAUUGUUCCACAGCUUAGGAAGAGAUGCCCUCUACUUGAUGGCUGUUACAUAAUUAUCCACUACGGGAUUUAGCAUCUGAUAAAUGUCAGACAGGAUAAUGGAGUGAAGUGGAUCCCUCAGUUGACUCCAGCAACCCCUGUGAUUUCUCCACUUCAAUAGAGGUGUCUGCCUUGUCUGCAAGUGUGCAGUUCCCAGAGAUAACUAUAGGGAAGGAUGUGUGCUGUAAGUUUGGGGAUGAUACACAAUAUUCUUCAUGUGAAAUGAAGAGGCUGAAUCCCUGCUUUAAAUUAAACAAAGUAAGAAACAAUGCACCCUUAACUAUGUAGCCUCUUCCAGUAGGUCCAUAACAGUUACCCAGCCCACAGUCCCUGGGAGUCUUCAGCAGGGUGUGUGAAGGCACUUAGCUUAACUUCCCUUAUUCCCCGAAUUUCAUUUGUGAUCUUCCGCUAACAUCGCUGUUCAGUCCAGUCUAUAAAAGCCCCUUUUGGAGCGUUUGCAGUCUCAGAGCUGAAAAUUCAGCAGCUGUAUUCCCAUCGCAGCCUGUGCUCUCCCUGUCAUCAUGAAGGUUUCCUUCACCCUCUGCAUCCUCUUGGCUUUCAUAGAUGCAGGGAGCUCUCUUCAGUGUGAGGUUUGCCAUGAAAUAGGGGAGAGCUGUUCCGGCCCCAUGGAAACCUGCGAUCCUGGCAAAGAUACCUGUGGCAUCGUAAAGCACGAAGCUGUACAAGAAUCAAAGAGGAUUGUGAUAACCCAAAAGUCCUGCCUGCACUCCAACAGUUGCCGAACAGACCCCAUUAGUGUGAACUUUGGGAAUGGACGAACACAAAGGAGUGGAAUCACCUGCUGUGUGGGAGAAGCCUGUAAAACAGCAUCUGACCCAUUGCCACCAAUGAACACCGUGCCCAAUGGCCUGCAGUGCCCAGCAUGCUACACUGAGAAUUCUUACCAGUGCAGUGAAGACAUUGUGCGUUGUACCGGAGCCCAGACCCAGUGUCUUGAUAUGGCUGGGAAAAUAACCAUUGGCAUACUACCCCUAAAAACUGCAAGGAAGGGCUGCACCACCGAGUCUGAGUGCACUGCUCCAAAAGGGGAGAAAGGGUUCAAUGUGGACCUUGUGAGGUUUGAGUGCAAACCAGCCUCCAGCAGAGGCCACAAGGCUCUUGGAUUUGCCCCUCGCAUCGCCGCCCUCCUCCUUCCACCUCUGUCAAGGCUUAUCUUGGUGCAGCUGCUUUCUUGAUCUUCCCUGCAGGUCUUGGGACACAUGCCCACAGUUGCUGUGCUGAAGCCACUCUAUCUGCUGCUUGCACAUGGCACUUUCUGCA
This is a messenger RNA of Gopherus flavomarginatus (Mexican gopher tortoise), 1542 nucleotides long. Its product is annotated as phospholipase A2 inhibitor NAI-like. NCBI's taxonomy places the organism in Eukaryota, Metazoa, Chordata, Testudines, Testudinidae. Bases 783 to 1457 code for a protein of 224 amino acids. Gene Ontology annotation, molecular function: phospholipase inhibitor activity. The transcript is spliced from 6 exons. The record is from RefSeq and is a predicted model, not a curated record. Gene Ontology annotation, cellular component: extracellular region.